AUGGCAAUGAACGAAGUUGAUACGGAUUUGUUGGAAUUCAGAUUGCUCAAACAACAUAAACCUGGUGCAGAUAGAUUGAGCCGUCUUCUUGCAUUGCAACCAGAAUUCAUUAACUUGGUGACUGCAGCUCUCGUAAACUCUCCCAGUGGAACAUAUAUUUCUGCACCAACAACAUUCCUGGACAAAGAAUGCGGCGCAAAAGUGGAUUUGGACUUCAUCCAUCGUGCAUUCUCGUAUUGCAUUGAGGCCUACAAACGAUACGGCAUUCUUCCUAUUGUCUUGGUGUUUUGUAUUAAGCAGAUGGACCGGUUUCUUUUGGUGGAAAAGUUCAAGACAACGCAACAAUGGCCCUAUAUGCUGGAAACAGAUUGCUCGCUUGUAUCUAGGCACUUUUAUUUUUUGACGAAGGAUAGCAUCAUGGAUUUGGUCAAUGCGGACGAACCACUACCGCCUCUUGCUGCCGUUGCCCAUUUUUUGAUUUCUGGUGAACCAAGCAUCAUCGGCAACUCACGAUGGGACGAUGAACAUAUCAAAUUACUCUAUCAAUUGAGUAUGGAAGUUGCUACUCAAGAUGGUACACAGGAAUCAAGUCGGCUGGAUACACUGAAACGAGUAUGUGUUGACACCCACGAUCAAUUCGAAAAAAUUGUCAAAUAUGUCCGCUUGGAUCCUGGUCGAGCUGUCCGUUAUGCAUCAGCUGGAAUGGAAUACACCUCUCAAAUGGCUCGAAAAAUUGAUGACCUGCUAUCCAACGAGGACGAUUGUGUUACUCCCAUGGAGGAACCUGACGCUGAUGACCUGGUCUGCAAUGAUCCAGCAAGGAAGCCUGAAUCCGACUUUGAUAAACAGGCCAUUUUGGACUUCAUUGACAAGUUCAAGAAGGAAUUCAAGGGCAGGAUGAAUUGGAAUGUCUGUUACGCUGCUGCCACAAAAGAUCCCUCACUGUCAAAUGCAGUUGUUCGCUAUGCCAACGCGGUUAGCUUCAAGCGCUCAUAUUACCGAUUUAAGUAG
Messenger RNA from Rhizopus microsporus ATCC 52813, 1011 nucleotides. RefSeq lists its product as uncharacterized. The record is from RefSeq and is a predicted model, not a curated record. Bases 1 to 1011 code for a protein of 336 amino acids. Lineage: Eukaryota; Fungi; Mucoromycota; Mucoromycetes; Mucorales; Rhizopodaceae. The transcript has 3 exons.